AUGACGCGAUCCAAGGCCACUCUCUCUCCCCGUGAUGCUUUCACAAAGACUAUGCGCGCGAGGGCCCAGUUCGAGUGCACCAACUUCCGAGUGGCCAUGCUCAACGCAACCAAGGCUGAGAAGACCACCACGUCCCGCCGGAACCCCGGUCGCAUGGACGGCAUGACAUGGAACAGCGAUGCUUUCAUCUGUGAGGUUGACGACGGCGAUACGACACCCGAAUUUACUGAGAUUUGGGAGGUGUAUGUGCCGUCCGACUUUGACGACACGCCAUCUCGCAAUGUGCAACCUUUAACAAUUUCUCUUCUGGAUAUCGCGCGGCCCGCCAAGGCCAAGGGCGUGGCCAAGGACUUUGAGGUCGUCCAAGGGGUAAAGCGCGUGAUAGCGCUGGAAGAGUCAGAGAUCGAUCCCACUGAACAGUGGGAGGACGACUGGGAGGAUCUGUAUGACGAUGACGUACAGUUCGCUCUUUUGGCUGCUCAAUACUUGGUACCAUCCCGAUCAACUUCCACCUGUCUUUCAACAUCCACCACUCUAGAGCACCUUGUCGACUGCUUCCAUCCUUUCACAGUUCCGGAAAGAAAAUACCCCGACUACCCAUCCUACGACGCAGCACAGCCAAACGCUACUCAACGACAAGCGUGGUCAGACGUCAUAACAGCAGUCUUAAACGUGGACGGAAACUGCUCUUCAAUCUUUAUACCUCCCUCUAUCAACACAAUAAUAUCCGUCGCGCCAUUCACCGACUCGUCCGGCACCGCUUUUUGCGUACUCUACGAAUCUAGUGUCGAAUCGGGACAUUACGCGAAAGGAUGGGGCCUCUUCGUCGUUCCCGAACUACGUGCGGACGUUUCACGUUCUAUCCAUUUCUCCGCUCCACAUCCAGGAUGGCCCGGUGGAGACGGGGACACCCCACAGCAAGCAGCUUCCUUGUUCAAGGCGACGGGCGCGAAGAGCCUGCUCAUCACUGGGAGGAAGCGGACGGCUUCAAUAUUGCCUUCUGACUGCGUUACUUCUAGUCAAGGUGGUCAGCAUUACUAUAUGACGGAUCCUACUCAUAGCAUCCGCGAACCGUUCUUCGAUGCAAAUUUGGCCAUCAUAGGGUGGCAGAACGAGAAUGGGGGUUGCCCUGCUACGUCGUGUGCUUUCAUUCAAAUGCAUGGGAAAGCGAGAACAACUUGCGCCUCGGAACAAGUGUUCCUAUCCGCUGGUCUGGGACGUGGCAAGGCGUCCGUUGCAUGGUACACCGACGACGUCGAUCGUCCCGUCAAGCGUUUGAAGACACAACUCAUACGAUCCUUUCCUCAUUGGAACAUAUCUCUUCCUUCGGACGACAGUUGCCUCCUUACAGCGACAAAGAAUGUUGUAGGGAGGUACCUCAACAACGUUGACCCUUCACAUGUAUGCGAUCAGGGGGCCACUGCACAAGGCUGA
Molecule: messenger RNA, 1434 nt
Organism: Laccaria bicolor S238N-H82
Lineage: Eukaryota; Fungi; Basidiomycota; Agaricomycetes; Agaricales; Hydnangiaceae
Exons: 8
Coding region: 1-1434 (477 amino acids)
Source: RefSeq, a predicted model, not a curated record